Messenger RNA from Chionomys nivalis (European snow vole), 5716 nucleotides. It is a transcript of the gene Ikzf2, whose product is annotated as IKAROS family zinc finger 2. The transcript is spliced from 8 exons. The record is from RefSeq and is a predicted model, not a curated record. The coding region runs from base 45 to 1691 and encodes 548 amino acids. Gene Ontology annotation, molecular function: RNA polymerase II cis-regulatory region sequence-specific DNA binding; DNA-binding transcription factor activity. Gene Ontology annotation, biological process: regulation of transcription by RNA polymerase II. NCBI's taxonomy places the organism in Eukaryota, Metazoa, Chordata, Mammalia, Rodentia, Cricetidae.
AUUGGGAAGUAGGGAAUGGUAAAAUACUUAGAUAGCAGAGAUAGAUGGCAAAUUCGAGGUAUACCCCCUCUGCAUUUUUUUCCCUGCUAAAACAGCACUGCACUUUGACUAUGGAAGCAGAGGCUAUUGAUGGCUACUUAACAUGUGACAAUGAGCUUUCACCUGAAGGGGAGCACGCCAGUAUGGCCAUUGACCUCACCUCAAGCACACCCAAUGGACAGCACGCCUCACCAAGUCACAUGACUAGCACAAAUUCCGUAAAGCUAGAAAUGCAGAGUGAUGAAGAGUGUGACAGGAAACCCCUGAGCCGCGAAGAUGAGAUCAGGGGCCAUGAUGAGGGGAGCAGCCUAGAAGAACCCCUAAUUGAGAGCAGCGAGGUGACUGACAACAGGAAAGUCCAGGAUCUUCAAGGCGAGGGAGGAAUCCGGCUUCCGAAUGGUAAACUGAAAUGUGACGUCUGUGGCAUGGUUUGCAUUGGGCCCAAUGUGCUUAUGGUACAUAAAAGGAGUCACACUGGUGAGCGCCCCUUCCACUGUAACCAGUGCGGAGCUUCUUUCACCCAGAAGGGCAACCUUCUGAGACACAUAAAGUUACACUCUGGAGAGAAGCCGUUCAAAUGUCCUUUUUGUAGCUAUGCUUGUAGAAGAAGGGACGCUCUCACGGGACACCUCAGGACCCACUCUGUGGGUAAGCCUCACAAGUGUAACUACUGUGGACGAAGCUACAAGCAGCGCAGCUCACUGGAGGAGCACAAGGAACGCUGCCACAACUAUCUCCAGAAUGUCAGCAUGGAGGCUGCCGGGCAGGUCAUGAGUCACCAUGUACCGCCCAUGGAAGAUUGUAAGGAACAAGAGCCUAUUAUGGACAACAAUAUUUCUCUGGUGCCUUUUGAGAGACCUGCUGUCAUAGAGAAGCUCACGGCAAAUAUGGGAAAGCGCAAAAGCUCCACUCCACAAAAGUUUGUGGGGGAAAAGCUGAUGCGGUUCAGCUACCCAGAUAUUCAUUUUGAUAUGAACUUAACGUAUGAGAAGGAGGCUGAGCUGAUGCAGUCUCACAUGAUGGACCAAGCCAUCAACAAUGCAAUCACCUACCUUGGAGCUGAGGCCCUUCACCCUCUGAUGCAGCAUGCACCAAGCACAAUCGCCGAGGUGGCCCCGGUUCUAAGCUCAGCUUAUUCUCAGGUCUAUCAUCCGAGCAGGAUAGAAAGACCCGUUAGCAGGGAGACGUCUGACAGUCACGAAAACAACAUGGAUGGCCCCAUUUCUCUCAUCAGACCAAAGAGUCGACCCCAGGAAAGAGAGGCCUCUCCCAGCAAUAGCUGCCUCGAUUCUACUGACUCAGAAAGCAGCCAUGAUGACCACCAGUCCUACCAAGGAAACCCUGCCUUAAACCCCAAGAGGAAGCAAAGCCCACCUUACAUGAAGGAGGAUGUCAAGGCCUUGGAUGCUACCAAGGCCACCAAGGGCUCUCUGAAGGACAUCUAUAAGGUUUUCAAUGGAGACGGAGAACAGAUAAGGGCCUUCAAGUGUGAGCACUGCCGAGUCCUUUUCCUAGACCAUGUCAUGUACACCAUUCACAUGGGUUGCCAUGGCUACCGGGACCCACUGGAAUGUAACAUCUGUGGCUACAGAAGCCAGGACCGUUACGAGUUUUCAUCACACAUUGUUCGAGGGGAGCACACAUUCCACUAGGCCUUUUCAUUCCAAAGGGGACCCCCAUGAAGAACUGCACAUGAAGAGAUACUGCACUUAUAACCCCACCUUCCCUCUGAUGGUGACCUUCUCUCUCCUUAAAUAGUGUCUCUGGCUAUGAUUCUUAUUUUGUGGACAAAAUGUCAUUUGCUCUGCCUGAUUAUAGUAAGAAAGAAACCCAAGAAAAGGGGUGGGAUACUCACUGGUAACCUGGCUUGUUUAUUUUGUGGGUGUUUAAAGCAGUCUAUUUCUGCCAUGCGUCCAGAUUGAGGCCUGUCCUGCUUUGGGAAAUCAUUUGGUUCACAGAGAUUCACCUAAAAUAUUCUGGUUUGCCAUUGAUGUUCAGGAUCGUGAUGGAAGAUAGGGAAAUUGAGAGUUUUCUGGAUAGGACUCUGGCAAUUUGAAAUGCUCUAAGUAAUUUUACCCUCAAAGAUGUUUCAAAAUGUAAGCCCGUUUUAUUUUCUGUUCGUAGAGAUGAUGGAACACAAACACAUUGUUUUUUCCACUAACUCCUUGGAUGAGUUGAAUUGUUGUGGGUUCUGUGUUUACCUCCCCUAUGGAAUUUAUAAUUCAGUAUGUUUUACACUGUAUCAUAUAGUAAAACUUUUAAACUACAGGUAGUUAGGGGCCACUGCGAUACACCUGAGGUCCUUUGAUCUUAUUUUUCUAAACUUGCUCACUGUUUUUCCAUAGUUUUGAUGACUGGCAUUUUAUAGACACCCUGGCAGCCUUACUUUUAACACCUGUAACAAAUAGUAUUUUUAUGUAGUUUUCAGAAUAACAUAUGGUUGGUCCGAGAGUGGAUAGGAGGCAGUCAGCAAUUUCCAGGAAGAUUUCUGGUUUUCACAAUUUGGGAUUUUCUUUUCAAUUGUAAUGUGACGGCAGCCUAAUAUCUGUUUUUGUUUCUAAAGAUGUGUUACGAUUGUCACUUUCUCCACAUUUAAUCAGUGUUAGCUGGUCAGCAGAAAAGUGUAAUUAGGCUAACAGUAGGGGAAAUCCCACUCUGAGAACCCUCGCCUGGUAUUUUUCUUCAAGCUGUGACCACUCAGUGUUCCGUUCUUAGUCCAUCCCUCUCUGACUCUUGGAAUAGAAGAUCUUAAGAAGCCUGGCUCCUUCUUUCAAAAUCUUGGAGCAACUGCUGAUUGGACCUGAAUGUGGUCAUUUGAACACUGGAAGGUCAUUUAUGAGCUAGGGCUCUUUAUUCCACCAUUUCUUCAGUAAUAACAGUUACUACCUUUGCUGCGGACAAAAGGGAACUUCUCUGUAACCUGAAUAUCACACCGCAGGUCAAACAAAAGAACUACAAAGUUUUCUUUUACCCUUCUUGGAGUUGAGAAUGUGACAGCCUUCAGGUGAAAGUCCUGCACUUUAAAAAAAAAAUUAAAAAUUCAACUCUAUAAAUCCUUGUCAGAAAUUAAUCUCAAUCCCUUAGUAGAUUCUCUGUCUUCUCUUUAUUUGCACAAGGCAUAUACUUCCAUAUGUGUAGCUUUUAAGGUGAUCUCUGUGAGUGCCUGGCUUUUUCUCUGGAGUUCACUGGCAUUUGUGGGUGGGAUUGGAGCACACUAUCCUAAGUCAUUUGGGGGAAUGCAUUUGGCAGACAUAACUCACUGCUUGUGUUUGAGGAAAACAGUCUGACCAUGACUGGAUUACCUGAUAGUCAUUUAUGAACGGGGAAGGUCCGAUACACAGUAAUAAUUGUUCAGCAGACCCUUGAACAGGGUGCAGAAACCUUGCAACUGCGGUGUGCUGUGGGUAGUAUCGAGACUGGAGAACGAGCCACCCAUGAGCUGUGUUCUCAUCCGUUUUCUUAAGCUCUAACAUAGCUAGGCCUAGGUGGGGAAGUUCUGACUGAGCUCUUUCACUAGCCCUAUCUUGGUUAUUUCUCGAGAAAUGUCCAGAGGAUUCCUUUACAUGUAAGAGAACACACCCAAAGAUAGAGCUAAUGCCGGAUGUUGGGUUUUUCAUAUUUUGUUGUCAUCCCUUGGUAAUUUGUGAAAACACAGCUCACUCAGGGACAAAGGGUCUUCUCAAGACUCCCUUUCCCCGCUUAGCUCUGUACACUCUCUCCCAAAUUAUGAUGGAAAUGCCAUUUCUGUGUGAGGGAGGUAAAUAAUGACAAGGCUCAUGUUUUUUUGUUUUGUUUUGUUUUUAUUGCAAUUUAACAAAGCUUUUGGAUGCCUGUCCAAGUGUUCAUAAUUUCGGCUGUGUGAAUUUCUGCUGGCAUCCUUUAUCAAUUUUCUUCAUUCUCUCUCCUCAUACCUACUGUAUUAAGAACCACGCCUCUCCCUGCCCUAGGACUGAGCUGAAUUUAAGUGUACAUAAAGAUUUGUGGACCCCCCCCCAUGAAGAUGGCACUAACAUACUCUCUACCUUUCUAAUUCCAUCUUGUUGGAAAACCUGAUUUAUUCAAAGAAAUUAGCUAUGACAGAAUGUUUGCUAUGCAGAUACACUAGCAGUUUUUAAAAGAUGCAUAACACAAGGUACAGGAUAAGGCAUAGAUGGCUGAGGCGUGACAGGGACAACAAGGACAAGGUGAUCUCAGAAUUGUAGGUCAUAGUAAAUUUUGUGGACAUAAUGCUGUCUGAGGGACUCUCAAUGACGUUUCCACCAAAGAGAAUUGGUGACAUGAUAGCGCCUAAAAAUAAGUGAGGGGUUCAGAUACCAAAUACAUCAACUUUGCCGAGCAGUUACAAGCCCAGUUUAUUUAAGCAAGAUUUUACAAUUCAAAGAGUAUUUGAGGGGCGUGAAAAUGGGUUAUCAUCUGUGUUUUCCAGUUGGGCAAAAAUUUAUCAGAUGACUGUCCUAAUCUUGCCCAGAAUUUUUUUUUUUUUUUUAAUCACCAGUUCUUUCUGGAGAAGCACAUUGCCUCUUUGCAAUAGUGAUGAAUGGCUGCUAUUAAGGCUCUCUAGAACAGUGGCCAGCAUGGUGAGCCCAAGGGAGAGGCAGGAACACUGCCAUUCAAACAUUCCGUUGAGAAAUUUCUGAAUAGAAUGGGGAAAUGAGAGUUGAUCAUUGAGAUUUAGGAUGAAGUAACCUGGCUGGCUGGCAUACACACAGGUGACUGAAGGCAUGACAUUUGCAGGCACAUGUGUAUCGCACAUUCUCGUAAUGAAGAGUCCUGGAAAGAGACGGUUAGCAUCUCCAGAUGUGUUAUGAAGCUUAGAGUUAGAAGUACAGCUGAUACAUCAGCACUUAGGUCUGCUUUACCAGGUUGUAUUAAGAAAUCCCAAUGUUAUCAGUGUGUCUUUAGGGCUAGUGGCAACUUAGAUUCCAAGUCUCCGUUUUCUACAUCCAGGGGGGAAAAAAAGUGAAACAAUGAAAAGAUAUUAAGUUGACUGCUGAAAAUUUAAAGAAAUAUGUAUUCUUUUUAUGAGAGGAAGAAAAUGCAGGAAAUAAUUUAGCAACUUGGUCUUGUAUUUGUGCUGAUCAUGUCACAGUUCCACUCUUCACAAGACCCCGACUUUUGUGUAUUCUAAAUUUUGACUUUGUAUUUUCUAAGUCUUACUUCAUCUUAUUUCCAAAAUGCUAAGUUAUGGUAGGAAGCUAAGCAGAGGAGGCUGUGCUGGACCAGGAAAGCUGCCUGCUCCUAGAUUCAGGACAGCGCUUGGACUAUCAAGGAUACCUGGCUACACAUGUUUCUUAGCCUUGAAUUAUUUGUUUAUUAUAAAAUUGUAGAUUUGUGGUCAUCAUCAGUUAUAUUUCACAUGUUAUUUUUAAAAAGUACUGUCUGUAUGUAUUCUACAGUUAAAACUCCCCAUAUUCAAAAGGGAAAAAAAAACAAGGGGUAAAUUUAAACUUUGUAUAUAUAAAAGUUAUUUUAUAAAUAUUUUAGUCUUCCAGUUUCUGCAAAAUAAUUAAAAUAUACAGUAACUGGUCUCUUAAAUCCUGAAUAUAAUGUAUUAAAUACUUAUAAAAUUUUAUAUUGGUGCCUUUUAAAAAUGCACUGAGAGUGUUGGUAAGCUGUUUUAGCUCUACCACACUUUUACUGUGUAUUUUUUUCUUAAAAAAAUCACAUAAAAUUUAAG